Messenger RNA from Oncorhynchus mykiss (rainbow trout), 5394 nucleotides. Its product is annotated as POZ-, AT hook-, and zinc finger-containing protein 1. Gene Ontology annotation, cellular component: nucleus. NCBI's taxonomy places the organism in Eukaryota, Metazoa, Chordata, Actinopteri, Salmoniformes, Salmonidae. Gene Ontology annotation, molecular function: protein binding; DNA-binding transcription factor activity, RNA polymerase II-specific. The record is from RefSeq and is a predicted model, not a curated record. Gene Ontology annotation, biological process: regulation of transcription by RNA polymerase II.
CAGGAAGCUGGGGGGCUGCCAUUUUUCCCUGCUAACAUUUUAGAUGCUAAACAGGGAAGGGUGGUCGUCGUGUUUUUUAUUUAAUUUACUCGGACUAUUGAGCUUUAUACACUAUUUGUUUCGCCACCCCUAGUCGUUAACCUAAAUUGAUGUUGAAUGAAUUCGGCAUGGAGAGAAUAGCGGAGCAGUCGUGGAAUUCUUCAUACACCUAUCAGGUGAGCAAUCAUAGCGCGGAGAUGCUACACAACCUCAACAUUCAGAGGAAAGAUGGAGGCAGGUUUUGCGAUGUGAUCUUGCGCGUUGGCGAAGAGAGCUUCCCUGCCCACAAGGCGGUACUGGCGGCGUGCAGCGAGUACUUCGAGUCCGUUUUUGGUUGUCAACCGGAGGGCGACGGGGAGGCAAAAGAACUCGAGAUGCAUACGAUAAGCCCCAAAGUUUUUAAAGACAUUUUGGACUUUGUCUACACCUCUAGGAUUGUGGUACGAUUGGAAUGUUUCCCCGAGUUGAUGACAGCUGCUAAGUUUCUGUUAAUGCGUUCUGUCAUCGAGAUAUGCCAAGAAGUAAUAAAACAGUCCAAUGUACAAAUCCUUAUACCACCCUCUCGAGGAGGCGACGUCAGUUUGUUCCGUGCCACGGGGGGCUCUGAAUUGGGUUUCAAAUUAGCGGUAGACAUGUCAAAUGGGAAUGGCUUGUUGGAAAAUAGCAACAAUGGGCACACACAUAAUGUGGACGGAAGUCAUGCCAAUGACACUCUUGUUUCGGAUAGCAGCCCCCAGUCCACUAUUCCAGUUCUGCAGCCCGUGUCUCCAUCAGAGAAGACGGGCAACCCGUUCCAAGAAGAGGGAUCUCCGGGUUCUAAGAGAGGCAGGGGACGACCAAAGAAAGCGACAGCCAUAGAGCAUAUACAUUAUAACCACAGCACCUCUGACGUUAAAGACAUUGAGCAGCUAUUUCCUUGUGGAAUAUGUGGCAAAGCAUUUACAGAGGCUGUGCGGUUGAGAAAUCACGAAGCGCAGCAUGGAGCGUCCAGCCAUGGCGCGAGUAGCGGAGGCGGCCCUACCUUGAUAACGCACUCUGGUCAGCCCGGUCUGUUGGAGAAUGGCAUGCCCUUGCAUGGAACAGUAGAUAUCAGCCGUAAACGAGAGAGGACGAGACGUCACGUUGGCUGUGACAUUUGUGGAAAGGUAUUCCGGGAUGUCUACCACCUGAACCGACACAAAUUGUCUCAUUCCGGGGAAAAGCCAUAUGCGUGCCAUGUCUGUGGCCUGCGAUUCAAGCGCAAGGAUAGGAUGUCAUACCAUGUGCGGUCACACGAUGGAUCUGUGGGCAAACCUUACGUCUGUCAAAGCUGUGGAAAGGGGUUUUCAAGGCCAGACCAUCUUAAUGGACACAUCAAGCAGGUUCACACAACAGAGAGACCCCAUAAGUGUCAGAUUUGUAAUGCCUCCUUUGCUACGAGAGAUCGUCUGCGGUCCCACCUGGCUUGCCACGAGGACAAGAUCCCGUGCCAGGUAUGUGGGAAGUACCUCCGGGCUGCGUACAUGACCGACCACCUCAAGAAACACAGUGAAGGACCUCACAACUACUGUAGCAUAUGCAACAAAGGUUUCUCCACUGCAUCCUACCUUAAGGUGCACGUAAAAACGCACCACGGCUCGCCAUUGCUCCCCGCUACCGCCCCAGCACACGGUGCCUUCCCCGAGCCGCAGAACCACGGCGGUGCCCUCUACCACACGGGACGCCAGUGCGCAGUGGAAGACCUGUGCACCAGUCGCCGGCUGCUGGUCACCUUUCAAGAGGCAGAGGGUCACUGCUUUCUCCCCCAGCCCGGCCCUCCCUUCCUGGGCCUGCAGCCCGAGCUGCUACUGGGGAAACCAGGGCCUGGGGGGGCUCCGUAUUUCUGGGAAUGCUCUGCCGGCCCGCCUGGGUUCCAACCCCUCCACGGGCCUCUGCCAGACGGGCAAGAGAAUGCCGGGAAAUGUCCCCAUCAGGGAGAAUCUGAGGGAGACGAGCCGUCUUUCAGGGAGCUGUCCAAUGGCGACGAGAUGAAAUCUCCGCAUAAGUCUGAGGGGGAGGAGCUUGGGUCUCCGACACCAUUCGCCUGCAACGGAGCCUCUGCUGGUACCGGGACAGUGCCGAGGUCGCCACCAGGUGGCGCUAAAGCCAAGACCAGCCAGGACUCUCCAGAGAAAAAGUUCCCCUGCAGCGAGUGCACCCAGACCUUCCGAACAAAAUCCUACCUCAACAAGCACGUCAACAGAGUGCAUCAUCAUGGGGUCCAGAAGAGUCUGGUGGUGGGUGCAGGGUCGGGGUCAGGUCUGGGGGAGCUGGGUCCUUCGCUGGGCUCGCCCUUCUCCCCACAACAGAACAUGUCUCUGCUGGAGUCGUUUGGCUUCCAGAUUGUCCAGUCUGCCUUUGCCUCGUCGCUGGUGGACUCUGAGGCAGGGCAUAGUGGGAUGGACCUGGGGGGGAAGUGACCCGUACGCCCUAGGUCUGUUCAGCCUAUCAGAUGGAAGGGAAUGAUGUUGUCUUUAGACUACUUUGCUGUUCAUUGCAUCAUCUCUCACUGUUGUUGUUUAUCACCUUCUGUUACCUUUCUGUGUCAUGGACCUCGCUAUUACUAUCAAUGUAAAUGUUCCAUUUCAUAGCAAUAUAUAAAAUGUACAUAAACGUGAAUCAUUUUAACAUUAAUCAACUUCAAAAGCUUUUUUGAAUCUGCUGUCUGUCUUUGAAGUCUACCGUCAGUCAUGUUUUUGUCUUUAUUGUAUUUCUAUUGUUUAUGACAUGACCAUCCGCUUAUGAUCCAUUACCAAACACAUGCACAUAUAAGAAACAUAUAUUAGUCAAUGCUGUUAUUGUUGUUAUGUCUGGUCCAGGGUUUUUUCUCAAUCAAAAUGGGGCUUAGGUGGUGGCAGUGGGCGUGGCCAUGGAGUCCUGAUUGGGCACCGAGAGAAAAUUUCCUGCAAUUUCACCAAGCUAAUUUCUUGCAGUUCCACACAUUUUAUCAUGGCGCUGUGGGGGGGGGGGAUUUCCUGCGAUUGUACACACUUUACCAUGGCUUAUGCGCAUUCUUAUGCUAGCUGAGUGACUCAAACAUUAAAACAAAAUCAAUGGGGGACAUUUUUUUUUUUUUUAAACAUUUUAGUUUCUCCCCGACUGUCUAGUUUUUUACAUUUAGAUCCAAAGAGGAUCUGUUUGAAAAAUAAAUAUGCCUAGGUCCAUUAUCUUUUCAACAUACGUUAUAUCUGGUUUUAGCCGUUUACACUGAAAACGUUUUCACUGUUUGGAUUUAGGCGGCCCGGCCAAGACUUUUCUAUGCAGAAAAAACCCUGAGGUCCUAGUCAUAUUGGUAAUCUGUGGGUUAGUACAUAUGUUGACUGGGCCAUUUUGAAAUGCUUUGUUAUCUACAUGGUUUUCACAGCUGCAGUGACGCCUUCUAACCCAAGGUUCCCCCUUACUUCAGACAGAGCCUCUGAUGGGAAGAGGCUGCAGAUGGACAUCUAGUCCAACUCCGAAUAUAAAGGAAAGGGAGAUACCUAGUCAGUUGUACGACUGAAUAUAUUCAACUGAAUAUAAUCAGUCAAUUCUGCAGGGCAAGAAUAUAACCUUAUGCCUCAGUAUGGCUGUCACAUUUGAUAAUGUUGUAUUCUCUUAUUAUGACAUUUUAAAGAACCGAUGUAUUUGUUAGUCACAUACUUGUGAAAUCAGUUCUGGGUAUUCAACAGGGACCAAGUUCAGGUUUGACUAUUAGAAAUCGUGAGAAAUGUAGAAUAUAUAUUUUAUUAACUUAUUGUCCGUGUUGUGCACAAAGUUGUUUUAUUUUUAUUUUUUCUAAAUCAACGUUUGAGAUGUCGAUGUGCUGUGCUGAUUUUACUCUUUAAGUUAUGCUAGAUACGGGAGGCCUACUAGGGAGCGACAAGAAGAGUAUGUAUGCUGAAAUAUCUGUGUGUGUGUGCGUGUUUGGUGCUCUGAUAUGUGUGCUUUUGUCCUCAGAAUGUAAUCAACCAGAAGGCUUUUGAUCUUUAAUUUGUUUCAGAUAAUUUUGCUCUAUUACUUUCAGUACAUUCCUGCUUUUAUUUAUAGUUAUAUUAUGAUUGUAAUGAGUGUAUAUAACAUUCAUAUAUAUGUAUAUAUGAAAUGUGUAUAUAUGUGAUCAAACCUAAUGAUUGAUUUUAAUAGUUUGUCAAUUAAUGGGGAUCCUGCGUGUGUGUGUGUGUGUGUGUGUAUAUAUAUAUAUGUAUGUGUAUAUAUAUAUAUAUAUAUAUAUAUAUAUAUAUAUAUAUAUAUAUAUAUAUAUAUAUAAAAUGUUUUUUUUUCCUUCCUUGCCAAUGAUGGAAAGAGGUGUGUAGGUUUUGGUGGUUUGAUUUGAAAGGUUUUCCUCACAGUGCACACCUAUGGUCUGCUGUGUACUGUUCUGGAUAUAAAUGUUUUUUUGGGGGUGUGGAUGGUGACGGAGGUUUCGCUGUUCACUGAAGACCUGGGUUCAAAAAGUACUCGAAAAGCAUUUGCUUGAGUCUGGCUGGAGUGACUGAUGGGUGGGUUUGCACUUUUGGGACUCUUCUAUUGUGCCAGGCAAGCUAAAUCAAAUACUAUUUGAACCCAGGUCUAGUUCACGCCGCUGUUACCUGGCUCUGGUAGUGUACACUACCAGUUUAGUGAUAGGACCCAUGGCUUUGAUCAAUCAGUCUGUUUAGGUCAUAUUAAGCUCUUUUUAUAUCCCCACUAAAUAGCGAUGCUUUUCACACAGCGAAUGGAGUAAAAAAUCAUUUAUAAAGGCCUGUUUUGUGUUAUUUAUUGGAUAAGUGAGAGCCGAUGCUGUUUAGAAAUAUGCCCUUAUAUAAUUGGUGGUUGUGGCAACACUUGGGAUCGCCCAUACAUGCUAAUCAAAUCAUCUGGUGGUAUUGUUUUAUUUAUCUCAUCUGUUUGGUACUUCAAUAUAAUAGAUGUUUUGAUUGAUUGCUUGGAUACUUACCUUUGCUGUUUUCUUGUCUUAUUCUGUUGGUCUGUUGCAAAGUGCCUUCCCAAUACUGAUUGUGCACGGCAGUGGAUUUGAAACGCGAGAUUAAAAAAAAGGACCUUUCUCUUGAAAUGGUAAAUCAUGCGCAGAUUGACUUGCAAUGACACUUUUGUACGCAUAAAAACAUGCACACACAGAAGAUGUACAUUUGUAUAUGUAUGUUACCUUGGUAUUUUAUCUCUGUACUCUGCAAGAUCGUUGAACUUAAAAAAAAAAAAAAAAUGGAGUUACAUGUUUUGUUAUAAAACCUUUGGACAUAUUUCAAUAUAAGCAUACUUUUCUAUAGAUGUCUGUUUUUGUACACUGUUUUUGAGUCUGUCAUCUCUGUCUAAUUGAUACAGAGAUGGGGAUUCAAUAAAGAUGUAUCUGAAACUGUU